AUGGCCUCCUAUGAUUCUGACUUCACUAUAUUUCAUUCAUAUUGCCCACAAUAUAAACUUUUAUUGUGUUUUUUUAUUGUAGAAUCCAAUACGGUAUCACCUACUUUAGAUGAUAAAGAUGAUGAGGAUUAUUUUAACAAUAAUGAUUAUGCAGCUGAUAAUAAGGAUGAUGAUAAGGCCAAGAAAGAUGAAGGCACAGAAUCCAGCAAGGCAUCAUAUACUGAGAAUAAAGAGGAAGAUGAUGAUUAUUUUAAUCGAGAUGAUUAUCAGGCUAAAGAUAAAGAUGAAGAUGACAAUGAAAAGGAAAGAACCAAUAUAGAUGAAGAUACCGGUGAUGAAUCCCGGUUUUUCUUCGGAAAGAAAAAAGUCCGUACAGAAGAAGUUUUGAUCAACGCUACAUUCGCAAAAAUAGCGCGGAGUGAACGGGAGCAUUUUGUUAUUGUAAUGGUAUCCGCAAUGGGAUGCGUACUCAUUUUCCUGAGCUUACUGACCUGUGUCGCAUUUUGUAAAAUAUAUUUGAAAAAACUGAAGAAUGAUGUCAUAGCGGCAGAGGAAGGGCGUGCAAAUGCCCUCACACAGGAACUACUGCAAAAUAAUGAAGACCCUAAGAAGGAAGAUAAACGGCAAAUGAUCAGGAUUUUUGGAAAACUGCCUGCUGCUCUGAAAACUUUUGGACAAUUGCAAAAGCCUUUGGAUACAAAUAACUAAUUUAAGAGAAAAGAAGAAUACUCGGGCAACAAUUGCUCUAAGAAGCCCAUUUAAAACUAGGU
Xenopus tropicalis (tropical clawed frog) is the source of this 770-nucleotide messenger RNA. RefSeq lists its product as uncharacterized. The transcript has 7 exons. The record is from RefSeq and is a predicted model, not a curated record. Bases 1 to 708 code for a protein of 235 amino acids. NCBI's taxonomy places the organism in Eukaryota, Metazoa, Chordata, Amphibia, Anura, Pipidae.